AUGAAUGUUGUUUUUGAUGAAACACAUGUUGCCACUAAUAAAGUUUCUGCUAGUGAUGAAUUAGAAAUACCUAUUGAAGAUCUUAGUAUUAAAGAUAGGAAAGCAGUAUCAAAUGAAUCUCAGAAAGAGCCAGAAAAAUCUCUCCCUCGGGAUGGAGAUUCUCCACUCACCAUUCCUCAGGAGUUAAUAAUAGGUGAUGUAUCUUCAAGAGUUGUUUUGGGGGAUUUUAAUGCUAUUCGUAGUAGUUCGAAGAAUUUUGGUGGUUGCCCUAGCUUGAGGGAGAUAGAGGAGUUUGAUGGGGUGUUAUUGGAGGCGGAUCUNGAGGAGUUUGAUGGGGUGUUAUUGGAGGCGGAUCUGGUUAAGUUGGGUGUGAUAGGUAACUGGUUUGCCUGGACUAGUAAACUUCAGGGGAAUGGUAUCUUGCGUCGAUUGGAUCGAUGCUUGUCUAAUAAGGCGUGGAAUGUAACUUUUCCGUAUUUGGAUAUUAGGGUUGGUCAGUGGGGGAUUUCUGAUCAUAGCCCUCUUUUGGUUUCUACAUGGGAGACGAGGAGUAGGUCGCCUUCUACGUUUUGUUAUUUUUCUCAUUGGGCAAAGGUAAAGAGUUUUCUUGAUACUAUCAGGUCAGUGUGGAGAAGGUUUGAGGAUGUGUCUCAUAUGGUUAGUUUUGUGCGAAAUUUGAAGGUAGUGAAGCAGGUUUUUCGUGCAUCAUUUGGUAGGCGUAUCUUUGUGUUAGCUGAUGAGGUGUGGCCGGUUGGGCAGGUUAUGGAGGCUGCUCAGGCUGCGCUAGAAAGGGAUCCUGCUUCAGAUUCGAUGUGUGGAGGCGGCUCGGACCACCAAGGUGUUUUGGUCAACGGCGAGAUUGGAGAAGGCGUCGCUCCGACAGAAGGCCAGGAUGAGGUGGCUGAAGUUAACUACAGUAGUUUAUUUACGGUUGUGGAUGCUGGAGGGGACUUGCCAGACAGUUCUGAGGAAGGGGUGGAGGCGCUUAGUCGGCUAGUGAGUCGGGAGGAGAUUCAGAAGGCUUUAUUCUCAAUGAAGUCUGAGAAGGCUCCUGAGCCUGAUGGGUUUUUAGUGGACUUUUACAGAACAUGUUACCUGCUUGGUGGAAUUAAUUCUACUGCUAUUACUCUCAUCCCAAAUAGACGGGGAGCUGAACGUAUGGAAAUUUUUCGUCCUAUUUCAUGUUGCAAUAUUGUGUAUAAGUGUAUCUCGAGGAUCUUAGCUGAGAGAUUGCAAUUGUGGUUGCCUGGUUUCAUCAGUGGUAAUCAGUCUACAUUUGUUCCGAGUAGGUCAAUUUUUGAUAACAUUUUAUUGUGUCAGGAACUCGUGGGGAGCUAUAAGGAGGGCAGAGGUACGCUCAUUCAGUUUGUUAGUUGGGUGAGGGCUUGUGUUACUUCGCCUAAGUUCUUUAUGAUGAUUAAUGGUUCCCUCGAAGGGUUUUUUUUUUUUCCUGAUAUGAAGGAGUUGAGGCAGGGGGAUCCACUGUCUCAUUUUUUGUUUGUGAUGGUGAUUGAGGUCUUGUCUAGAUUGUUGAAUAAACCUCCUGUCUUGAUAGAGUUUACAGGGCUGUCUGGGUUAGUUGCAAAUGUUGGGAAGAGUUCCAUGUUUGUUGUGGGUGUGGAGUCUGGGGAGGCGGAGGAAUUAGCUGCGUAUACGGGUGUCUAUCUUGGUUCGUUGCCUGUUAGGUAUCUGGGUUUACCUUUAUUGUCAGGCCGGUUGAGGGCUAUGGAUUGUGUGCUUUUGAUACAGAGGAUUAUUGCUCGUAGCAGAAGCUGGGUAGCGUGGUCCCUCUCCUUUGCUGGGAGGUUGCAGUUUGUUAGGUCUAUUUUGUAG
This is a messenger RNA of Benincasa hispida (wax gourd), 1833 nucleotides long. NCBI's taxonomy places the organism in Eukaryota, Viridiplantae, Streptophyta, Magnoliopsida, Cucurbitales, Cucurbitaceae. The record is from RefSeq and is a predicted model, not a curated record.